Messenger RNA from Lepus europaeus (European hare), 2286 nucleotides. It is a transcript of the gene SCG2, whose product is annotated as secretogranin II. The transcript is spliced from 2 exons. The record is from RefSeq and is a predicted model, not a curated record. The coding region runs from base 75 to 1934 and encodes 619 amino acids. Gene Ontology annotation, cellular component: secretory granule. NCBI's taxonomy places the organism in Eukaryota, Metazoa, Chordata, Mammalia, Lagomorpha, Leporidae.
GAGACGCUCACGCCAAGGACCAGAACAUGCUUCGGAUCUUCUCUGAAAUAAAAAAUCAAGGACACCUUUAAAACAUGGCUGACGUUAAGACCCACCGACUUGGAGCAACUGUAUCUCUUAUAUUUCUCAUUUUCCUCACCUGUGGAGCUGAAGCAGCUUCUUUUCAGCGAAACCAACUGCUUCAGAAAGAACCAGAACUCCGAUUGGAAAAUGUCCAAAGGUUUCCCAGUCCGGAAAUGAUCAGGGCUUUGGAGUACAUAGAAAAACUCCGGCAACAAGCUCACAAAGAAGAAAGCAGCCCAGACUAUAAUCCCUAUCAAGGUGUACCUGCUCUCCUUCAGCCCAAAGAAAAUGGUGAUGAAAGUCACUUACCAGAAAGUUCUAGGGAUUCACUGAGUGAAGAUGAGUGGAUGAGGAUAAUACUGGAAGCUUUGAGACAGGCUGAAAAUGAACCUCAGUCUGCACCAAAAGAAAACAAGCUUUAUGCUUUGAAUUCAGAAAAGAGCUUUCCAGUGGACACGCCUGAUGAUUAUGAGACACAACAAUGGCCAGAGAGGAAACUUAAGCACAUGCGAUUCCCUCCUAUGUAUGAAGAGAAUUCCAGGGACAACCCAUUCAAACGCACAAAUGAAAUAGUAGAGGAACAGUAUACACCUCAAAGUCUUGCUACAUUGGAAUCUGUCUUCCAAGAGCUGGGGAAACUGACAGGACCCAACACCCAGAAGCGUGAAAGGGUUGACGAGGAUCAGAAACUUUACACAGAUGAUGAAGAUGAUAUCUACAAGGCCAAUAACAUCGCCUAUGAAGAUGUGGUUGGGGGAGAAGACUGGAGCCCAGUAGAGGACAAAUCAGAGAGUCAAGCCCAGGAAGAGGUGAGAGAUAGCAGAGAGAACAUAGAAAAAAAUGAACAAAUCAAUGAUGAAAUGAAACGUUCAGUGAAGCUGGGGUUGCAGGAUGAAGAUCUCCAGAAAGAGGGGAAAGAUCAGCUCUCAGAUGAUGUCUCCAAAGUAAUUGCCUAUCUGAAAAGGUUAGUGACUGCUGCAGGAAGUGGGAGGUCACAGAAUGGGCAGAAUGGGGAAAGAGCGACCAGGCUUUUUGAGAAACCACUUGAUUCUCAGUCCAUUUAUCAGCUGAUUGAAAUCUCAAGAAAUUUGCAGAUACCCCCUGAAGAUUUAAUUGACAUGCUCAAAACUGGGGAAAAGCCAAAUGGGUUGGUGGAACCAGAGCAGGAGCUGGAACUGCCCAUUGACCUGGAUGACAUCUCGGAGGCUGACUUAGACCACCCAGAUGUGUUCCAAACUAAGAUGCUCUCCAAGAGUGGCUACCCCAAAACUCCUGGUCGUGCUGUGACAGAGACCCUACCAGAUGGACUCAGUGUUGAGGACAUUUUAAAUCUUUUGGGUGUGGAGAGUCCAGCAAAUCAGAAACCUCCAUAUUUUCCCAAUCAAUAUAAUCGAGAGAAGGUCCUGUCAAGCCUUCCCUAUGGUCCUGGAAGGUCUAGAGUGAACCCGAUUCCCAAAGCUGCCUGGGGGCCAGAUGCUGAAAACAGACAAGCAGCUUAUGAGAACUUGAAUGACAAGGAUCAAGAUUUAGGAGAGUACUUGGCCAGGAUGCUAAUUAAAUACCCUGAGAUCAUGAAUUCAAACCAGAUGAAGCGAAUUCCCAAUCAAGGCUCAUCUGAAGAUGACAUCCAGGAAGAGGAUCAAAUUGAGCAGGCCAUAAAAGAGCAUUUGAAUCAAGGCAGCUCUCAGGAGACUGAUAAAGUGGCUCCAGUUAGCAAAAGGUUCCCUGCAGGGCCCCCACAGAAUGAUGACACCCCACCUAGGCAGUACUUGGAUGAAGAUCUGUUAAUGAAAGUGCUGGAAUACCUCAACCAAGAGAAGGCAGAAAAGGGAAAAGAGCACAUCACUAAGAGAGCAAUGGAAAAUAUGUAAGCAGCUUUCAUUAAUGGCCCUAAUUUCACCCCUCCCAUCCCAACCAUUUCUCUUUAGUGUGUUGACUUCUAUCCUGUUAACACUGUAAUAUCUUUAAAUGAUGUACAAGCAGAUGAUUCCAGUCACUGGAGAGUCUGCUUUACUUACUCUGAGCUGUUCUCUUGUGUAUGGAUAUGUGUAAAUGUUAUGAUUCAUGGAUAAAAAUUAUUAUGUCCCUUAUUAAGAAAGAUAAUUCAUGAUGGUGUUUAAUAGUGUGUCUAAUGGCUGUGGCAUUGUUGAUGCUCUCAUAUGAAAAAGAGUGUCCUAUAAUUCUCUUGAAAGUUUUUAAUAUUUAUUGAAUUAUUUUGUUACU